Molecule: messenger RNA, 1217 nt
Organism: Eufriesea mexicana
Lineage: Eukaryota; Metazoa; Arthropoda; Insecta; Hymenoptera; Apidae
Gene: cad
Product: homeotic protein caudal
Exons: 3
Coding region: 77-1105 (342 amino acids)
Biological process (GO): embryo development; anterior/posterior axis specification; cell differentiation
Cellular component (GO): nucleus
Molecular function (GO): DNA-binding transcription factor activity, RNA polymerase II-specific; RNA polymerase II transcription regulatory region sequence-specific DNA binding
Source: RefSeq, a predicted model, not a curated record
CCUCGACGUAGGAUCAUCGACUUGGUCGUCGACAGUGACGUGUGGCCGUGACAGGUGCACGGGAUCAGCCGACCUGAUGACGGACAUUAGCAGCAUCGGUAUGGUCUCUUACUACAAUCCGCUCGCCAUGUACCGGCAGCAACAGCAGCCGACUGGCCAGCAACCGCUGGUGCAGCAGAUCCAGCAACAUGGCCAGGCGCAACAGGCGCAGCAACACGCGACAGCCACGCCUGCCGACGGUGGCCAGCAAUACUGGUACGGAUAUCCGCACAGCCAUUCGCACGCCACCCAUCAUCAUCAAACGGCUGGGCCUCAACAGUACCUGGACCCAACGGACGUUAUACCCGGCUGGCCACAUCCUCACGUUCACCCUUACUCGCAUCUGCAGUAUCAGCAUCAUCAGGCGUAUCAGCAGCCGCAGAUGACCGGCGUGACGGAUUGGAGCGGUGACGAGACGAAUCCUGCGGUCGGAGCUGGGGAGCCCAGUCCGCCGAUCACUGUCAGCGGAAGCGAGAUCAGCAAUCCUGGCACUCCGUCCACGCCGCCGGCCAAUAACAACAACAACACCAUCACGCCUAAUAAUAAUAACAACAACAGCAAUAACAACAAUAAUACGACGCCCAUGAGACCGACGCAGAUCAGGAGCCCGUACGAGUGGAUGAAGAAGACGUCGUACCAAACUCAACCGAAUCCAGGAAAGACCCGAACAAAAGACAAAUACAGAGUGGUCUACACAGAUCACCAGAGGUUGGAGCUUGAGAAGGAGUUCCAUUACAAUCGUUACAUCACGAUGAAUCGUAAGUCUGAGCUUGCAGCCAAUCUUGCGCUCUCUGAACGACAGGUGAAAAUCUGGUUCCAAAACCGACGGGCGAAACAACGGAAGCAGGACAAGAAGCGGGAGGAGCUGGAGCAGAAAGACUCCAAGUCGGACGGUGCAAUGGCCAGCCUGACACUCGGAGGAAUGGGUGGAAUGCUGGGUGGUUUGAUGCACAAUGGUAGCUCGCCGCCUCUGGCCCUGGGCCAUCCGCCUCAUGCGUUGGCGUUGGGCCACGCGCCCGCUUCUCUUCAUCCGCACGCUCAUCCUCACACUGUGCUCGGCUUGUGACCUGAGGAACCGGUCGCCGAAACUUGGUCCAGUCAUGGCUGACCUCGCAACCUCUCUCUUCGUCCGUGAUCGCAAGAAGAAGACCAUUGAACAGCGAGUGACACGCCAUAGA